Pelobates fuscus (common spadefoot toad) is the source of this 2363-nucleotide messenger RNA. It is a transcript of the gene SLC51A, whose product is annotated as solute carrier family 51 member A. Lineage: Eukaryota; Metazoa; Chordata; Amphibia; Anura; Pelobatidae. Gene Ontology annotation, cellular component: endoplasmic reticulum membrane; plasma membrane. The transcript is spliced from 9 exons. Gene Ontology annotation, molecular function: transporter activity. Bases 103 to 1101 code for a protein of 332 amino acids. Gene Ontology annotation, biological process: bile acid and bile salt transport. The record is from RefSeq and is a predicted model, not a curated record.
GCUGAAGUUUAGGCACUUGGACUUGACAAAGUUCAUCAGUGCACAAGGGCAGAGAUUACCAGAGCUGUGGACAGCACAGAGUACAGCAGGAAUCAGGAGAACAUGGCGUCCACAGAUGAACUUCUACCAGACCCAAGGUUCCCACCAGGUUUUCUUCAGCUCCUGAUUAAAAAUUUCAGCAUUCCAAGGGCCUGUGUAUCCAUAGCUCCAUCUUCCUCAAAGCUUCCAUAUUUGCUGGACACAUUGCAACUCAGCAUUUUGGGGAUUCUCACAGUCCUCGCCAUAUUAUCAAUUAUUAUUUAUUUGGAAGAUGCGUUCUACUUGAAGAAGAAGGUGCGAUGUCCAGUCAAAAGGCAAACCCUCUUAUGGAACAGUGGGGCUCCCACGGUGGUCGCCAUCUUUGCCUGCUUUGGUCUGUGGAUUCCACGCUCUGCCUUGUUUAUAGAUAUUGGUAUUGGCACGUAUUUUGCAACCUGUUUCUAUUUCACAAUAAUGGUCAUUAUUGAAGGAUAUGGAGGAAAAGAUGCAUUGAUCAAGAGAAUGGAAAAUUCCCCUAUGCACAUCAAUACAGGCCCAUGCUGCUGCUGUUGCCCAUGUCUGCCUCUCAUGAAACUUACCAAGAGGAAGUUGAAUCUUUUAAUUUUGGGUGCUUUCCAGAUGGCAUUCCUGAAACCAGUCUUCAAUAUCAUUGGUGUAAUCCUCUCGGCUGAUGGAGCUUUCAAUCCAGAUGAUAUGUCUGUUGGAAGCGUUGCACUCUGGAUGAACUCCAUCCUUGGGUUUUCUACUAUAAUUGCUUUGUGGCCCAUUGGAAUUCUGUUUCGUGAAGCCAGAACACAGCUGGCUGAGCAGAACAUUGGGACAAAGUUUGCAGUUUUCCAGAUUCUCCUCAUCUUGACUACAAUGCAGAGCUCAAUCUUCAACAUGCUGGCUAGUUUUGGACAGCUGCCUUGUGUGCCACCAUAUAUGUAUAAAGCCAGAUCUCAGAUGAUGAACAACCAGUUGCUGAUUGUGGAGGCAUUCAUUCUUUCAGUCCUGGUGAGGGGGGCCUACAGAAGAAGAGACAACGAACCAGGGUUCGCCCUUAAGCCAGUGGCUGUGUGAUGAGGAGGACCUCCAAUUAGUAAUCACAGUACAUUGACUCCUUCUACUUUGUUUCCCCACAUAUUGUGUGUCUAAAAUACAUUUAGAUUUGGUAUAAUGCAUUCAAACUCCUUAAUGAAAAUGCAUGGGCAAAAUAAUAUGUUGCGAUGACUCUUCACGAAUACGGAAUUCUUGUCAAGACAUGUUACAUCUGCAGCUGCGGAAUGGGUGUAAUUAAGUCUGUAAGUACUUAGAAACCGUAUUCAUGCCUCCAAGACUAUAGACAGAACACUUUUAUUUAGUCAUAUAUUUUGGCUGAGGCUGACCUAUUUUUUUUACUGUUUAGAUUUAGAACAUGCCAAAAUCUUAUACAAACAUUUCCGGUUUUUCUUUUCUGUAUUGAUCAUGUCAAUAUUCGAUUGAGACUAUUUUGCUGCAUCUUUUGAGUCAAUGUUAAUUAUAUAUCGGAAAGAUUGACAAGACCAUAGUGAAAUCCAACUGCUGAUAUCCUUUGGCAUAAGAAGAUAUGUCUUUAAAUUAUUAUAACCAUGUGCAAACUGGGAGAAUUACAGAGGGUACCGGCUAGAAAGUUACAAUUUGCUAGCCCGUCUGUCCAGCUGGUGAACGUGAUGCUCUUGAUGUAUGCAUCAGACCAUGCCAAUAUAGACUGACUAACGAAAAAUUAUGAAUCUCUGUCAGCCAUCAAUACGGCUUCAAAGGAAGAUACUAGGCUCACAAUGUAACCAAUGUAGCCAUUGAAGUGCAUUAAAUCUAAAAUGUUCUCAUUGGUGAUAAGUAGUAUUAAAAAAGAAAGAAUAAGAAAAAAAAAAUAGGUUAUAUUUCAAAAUACACCCCUGCCAGAUCACCAUUUGAAUCUAUUGAAUCUAUCCAUUUGAAACCCAGAAUAAAAGACACAGGCUCUAAAUGACACGUUAUAUAGUAGGAGAACCUCAAAUAACAGGACAGUCCACUCCAGUGUUUGUAAUAUGUCUUUCUCGAGCCAUGUGCUUCACUACCCUACACAGAAAGUAUUUUUUUUGCAGGAGUUUUUACAUUUUUCUACGAUAAACACAAGGUUCCUACUCAUUAGUGCAGCUGUGUGUACUUUGCAAAAUGUUCAAAAAAGGUAUAUGUAUGUGCAAGAGUUACUACCAACUGAUUUGAUAGAUUUCUUAUCCUGUUUUCACUUCUUUGCUUUUCAACUGCAUUUUACAGUUUUUCUUCCCGAAUGUUCCACUUAAAGCGUCUGUCACCAAAAAUAAACUUUAUCAAAUAUGUUUCUA